Molecule: messenger RNA, 3753 nt
Organism: Bemisia tabaci
Lineage: Eukaryota; Metazoa; Arthropoda; Insecta; Hemiptera; Aleyrodidae
Gene: kat-60L1
Product: katanin p60 ATPase-containing subunit A-like 1
Biological process (GO): microtubule severing
Cellular component (GO): microtubule cytoskeleton
Molecular function (GO): microtubule binding; ATP binding; microtubule severing ATPase activity
Source: RefSeq, a predicted model, not a curated record
ACACCCGGAACCGCGAAAAUAUUCUAUCAAGGAUCAAGCCUUCUUUCAGAGCUAGUUCACCGAUUAAAAAUUGUUCUUCGGUUUCAUCUGAUAUUAGCCUGACUGAAACAUCCUGUACAUCUACUUGUGGUAGGUGACAAGCUUUAUUUGUGUGCAGCAAUUGCUUUUAAUUCGGAGCCUGAAGCGUGCCGACUCCGUGUGUUGAGACGUAUCCCGAAGUGAAAAUGAAGUGGAUCUCAGAACUUUAGCAUCGUGUUGGAGAAGUCGCAGUAUCAAUUUAGAGUCGACUAUCGGUGUUUCUCGUGCUGGUUGCCGAUUUCAUCAUGGGGAAAGAAUCUGUCUAUGGAGCCCAAGAGCAGAUUUUCAUCGAGAGAUUGCCGUUUUUCCUUCCUCAAAUACACACCGGGGGAGGAACGCAGAAUAGUUUCCACUCGAUGGCGAGAAUGAUGGACUCGCUGAUCAUAGAUUCGUUUUCUCCGUUCGGGUUUACAAAAAUCACAACCACGCACCGACCCAUGCACGCUUCGCGCAGGUCAACGCAGCAAACACGUCAAAAUCCCGUCAAACCGCAACAUACCUACACUCAGACUCAAGAUUACGGUGCUCAGCCAAACAACGCAAAAGAGGACUUGAAAAAACCAACACAUUCGCCAGAUGCUACCAAUGAUCGGUGGGUUGCUUCUUUGCGGAGACGAGAUCCUGAAAUUCAACCAGUCUUGCCCGCUAUUGGCAGUAGAAACAGAUCUCGAUCCCACCCGAACGUCUCGAAGCGGCCGCGAAUCAACAGCUCCCUGGACGGGCUGGCGGUGAGCGGGCGGAAGGAGCGAGAGAGGCGGGUCGUGAACAUCCGGCCGAUCGUGAAGAAGCUCCUGGCCGGCGCCGACGGGGAGAAUCGGGACAAGGAGGCCGACGGCAGCGCCUCCCCCAAGGACUCCAUCGCCGGAUCGGCCGAGAAGGAGGACCAAAGGGUGUUCAACCCCUCCGGCUACGAGCUCCACCUCGUCGAGACACUCGAGAAGGACAUCCUCCAGCGGCACCCCAACGUCCAGUGGAACAAGGUGGCCGGCCUCAACGAAGCCAAGGCCAUCCUCCAGGAGGCCGUCGUUCUCCCCAUGAUCAUGCCUGAUUUCUUUAAGGGAAUAAGGAGACCAUGGAAAGGCGUAUUGAUGGUUGGCCCUCCGGGGACCGGGAAAACAAUGCUCGCCAAAGCUGUCGCCACAGAGUGCGGCACCACCUUCUUCAACGUGUCCUCCUCCACACUAACCUCCAAGUACCGAGGUGAAUCGGAAAAAUUGGUGCGCCUUCUAUUUGAAAUGGCCCGUUUUUACGCUCCUAGCACAAUUUUCAUCGACGAAGUGGACUCGUUGUGUUCUCAAAGAGGAACGGAUUCGGAGCAUGAGGCCUCGAGACGAUUCAAGGCGGAACUUCUUAUUCACAUGGAUGGCCUCAACUCAGCAGGGGAUGAUAAUAAAAUAAUAAUGGUGCUAGCGGCAACAAAUCACCCAUGGGACAUAGAUGAGGCUUUCAGAAGACGAUUUGAGAAGCGUGUUUAUAUUCCUUUACCUGACAAUCAAACAAGACUGGCCUUGUUAAAUCUUUGCAUGGAAACUGUGACACUGGACCCGAACUUGGACUGCACGAAAGUUGCUGCCCAGCUUGAUGGAUACACCGGAUCGGACAUUGCCAACGUUUGUCGGGACGCAGCCAUGAUGUGUAUGAGACGGAAGAUCAGCGGUCAGUCGCCAGAGAAGAUCAAGCAGAUUAAGAAGUCGGACGUGGAUCUACCAGUGACGGAGCAGGACUUCGAGGAGGCCAUCGCGCGAUGCAAGAAGAGCGUCAGCACCGCCGACGUCGCCAACUACGAGGCGUGGAGCAAAGAGUUCGGAUCCUUCUAACAUUCCAUCAACCACCCUCAAUCAUCAUCAGCUCCCCCGAUUUUGAACUGAUGCCGUGCGAAACGUAACCUCGUCAGGAAAUGCCUCGUUGCUAGAAGAGCACCGGACUUCUGUGUCCUGACAUGCUCGAACUGGUGUGCGAUAUAUCGUAUUGGUUCUGUUGAAAAUCUGGGCAGAUUUUGAAUUUUUAGUCAGCAAAGAGACAAAAUCCCUGCGUAUGAGCUUAAAGAAUCAUUCUCGACGAAAAUAAAUGCAAAAUUCUAAAAGAUGAAGGGAGAAUUCCUUUUGGAAAAUAGCCUAGCUUUCGAUACGGAGCCAGAUUUCUGUAACUGUCGCAGGCAAAAUUACCAAUCGCCGGUAGUCUGCAAGCCACGAGUGAGUAAAUAAAAAAUCAUGAAGUUCAGAAAUAAGGGAACAAUAAUUAGGUAAGGAGUACUGCGAUUAUUUUGCAGUUAUUGUGAAUACACAUUUCUUCUCCGUAUAACAUGGUCGUAACAACAGGCACACUAGGAGGAUGUAAUGAAAUUCGAGACCUUGGUUGGGUUUGGACCGGAUAGGCAACUAAAGUAACUCAGUAACAAUGCGUAGAGUAUCAUAUAAAAUGAAGGCGCUUAAACCCGUGUUCGUGCCCCACCAAGCCCUCAAUAUGCCGAUGCGCAUUGUUGUGAUUUCUCGGGACAACAUGUAAGCCGCUUGCAAAUUGCUGAUUGUCUGCGUUUUAUCGAACGCAAGGUUUUUCCUAAAAAAUAAUCCUGCUUUCGUUUUUUAAUUAUUCGUUGAGAAUGACUCCUUGGGCUCAUAGGCAGGGAAUAUCGGCCUUUUUUGGCCGAGAUCAAAAUCUGCCGAGCGAUUUUUAACUUAAUCGAAGCGAUAUAUCGCACGCCAGUUCGACCAUGCCAGAAUCCGAGACUAAUCACCCUACAUCAUUGAUUGCGUCUGGAUUUAACCCACAGUUGCUGUACGUGUGCUAGCUGCUCUAAAAAAGCUUGAAGAAGACAGCAGGUUGCCACACAUUGCGAUCACUCGGUAAAAUUACUACAGCCAUGAGUGUUGUGUAGGUUGCGUAUCCACUAAUUGAAGGGGUCUUUCAAAAGAUCAGAUAUCCAUUGCAGUAAAAUCAAAGUAGGUUGCAAUUUUUCUCUGCAUUAGGAGUUGCUUACUUUUCUGACACGUAUCCCCUCUUCACAGCCCACUUCCCGCCCACAACACAGUUGGUUCAAUCACUGCCAGGAGGGACGAAAUUGAUUACGGCGUAAUUGAAACUCGGUCAAUCGGCCAUGCCUUCUUGUUAAGUGUCUUUUUAUGUAUUGAGCAGUGCCUAGGGAUGAAUGGUGUACAUUUUUAUUUAGAGUCUUAUGAAAUAAUUAUUUGUUCCAAAAUUUUUAAACUUUAUAUUCAAGUUGACUGAUUUAUUUUAAUGUUCGCACUAUGUACCAAACCCUUCAAAAGUCUGACAUUCCAAAUAUGCACUGGGAACGGUGAAGAAAAUACCAAAACUGCCGACAAUGAAAGCAAUUCUAAGCUGUAAGUUGCUUUUAAAAACAGGAACACUUACUUAGUCUCAAAAACUACGGGCUUGCAGCGGUUGCCUAUACUUAAAAUCAGGUAUUCGGAGUGUAUUGUCUUCAUAAUUUCGUAAAAAAAUAUACUACGGCUUGUAAGGAUCUAUUUUUAUUUUUAGUAGUCACUUUGUUUAAAAGAAUCAGCUCUGACGGCAGGACUGAACGGAUACGGUUGUAUGAAUUUUGUAAAAAGUCAGUGAAUGCAUGUUAUCAAUUGAAGCAAUUAUUUUAUAACCUUUGUACUUUAAAUCAUAAAAAAAAUAAACUAUCUUCCACGUGAGGAACUAUGCAGAGUA